Messenger RNA from Anneissia japonica, 666 nucleotides. Its product is annotated as ribosomal protein S6 kinase alpha-5-like. Gene Ontology annotation, biological process: intracellular signal transduction; peptidyl-serine phosphorylation; protein autophosphorylation. Gene Ontology annotation, cellular component: nucleus; cytoplasm. Lineage: Eukaryota; Metazoa; Echinodermata; Crinoidea; Comatulida; Comatulidae. The record is from RefSeq and is a predicted model, not a curated record. Gene Ontology annotation, molecular function: calcium/calmodulin-dependent protein kinase activity; calmodulin binding; ATP binding.
UAUGUGCCCAUUCAUAUUUGAAUAUUAUCUCCUGCCUAUGCCAACUGCCUAUCAUCAAUUAUCAUCAUUCUGCAAACCAUGCAAAUUUCUACAAUAUUCUACUACAUUCUACAGUAUUUUUACUGUUUUUACAGCUUCAUACAUACAUUAUAAUGGACUUGUGCAAAGGUGGGGAGCUGUUGGAGAGGAUACGAAAGAAAGAACAGUUUGCAGAGGUAGAAGCUAGUGCAAUAAUGAGGAAAUUAGUUUCGGCAGUGAACUUCAUGCAUGACAAAGGAGUAGUACACAGAGAUUUGAAACCAGAGAAUAUCUUGUUUAAAGAUGAUUCUGAAGAUGCAGAAUUAAAGAUAAUUGACUUUGGAUUUGCACGUAUCACCAAUAGCAACCAGCCCCUUAUGACACCAUGCUUCACGCUCUCAUAUGCUGCACCAGAAGUUCUACAUCAAAUAUCUCAUAGGGAUGAAGGGUAUGAUGCAUCAUGUGACAUCUGGAGUCUGGGUGUGAUUCUUUAUACAAUGCUGUCUGGCCAUGUUCCUUUCCAAGCCAAGAGGAAUAGUGGCGAUAACAGUGCUACUUCCAUUAUGAUGCGCAUUAAGCAAGGAGACUUUAGCUUAGACGGAGAAGAGUGGCAGUCCGUAUCCGUUGCUGCUAAAGAUUUAAUUAAAG